Messenger RNA from Westerdykella ornata, 583 nucleotides. RefSeq names its product UPF0057-domain-containing protein. Gene Ontology annotation, cellular component: membrane. The transcript is spliced from 3 exons. The record is from RefSeq and is a predicted model, not a curated record. NCBI's taxonomy places the organism in Eukaryota, Fungi, Ascomycota, Dothideomycetes, Pleosporales, Sporormiaceae. The coding region runs from base 181 to 384 and encodes 67 amino acids.
AUCCUACACCAGCCCACCUGCGUGCGGGCAAACCGCAUUCCAUAAAUACCGGUUCGCCAGUCUUCUCUCACUGCCAGAAACCAUCGCACCCACGCCAUCCACAUAACCACCAACACCAGAAUCCUCGAAUUCCAGCUCAAUUCCGUACUCCACGCCCUCACAACAACCAACGCCGCCAUCAUGCCUUUCACCGCAAGCCAAGCUAACCCGGUCCCCGCACCCAACAGCGACCUCAUCAAAAUCAUCUUCGCCAUCAUCCUGCCUCCCCUAGGCGUCUUCCUCGAGCGCGGCUGCAACGCCGAUUUCCUCAUCAACAUCCUGCUCACAUGCCUGGGCUACAUCCCCGGAAUCAUCCACGCUCUGUACAUCAUACUUAAAUUCUAAACCGAAAUAUCGAGCGUCGAUGGGGUGGAUACGGAACAGCGAACCACGAUACCCUUUUUUCCUCCUCCUUCUUCUUCUUCUUAAGUCGAUCCUUUGAUGAAUCGCUCGUAAUGAUAUCUUGAUGACACUAGCAAGUCGUCGACUGCGAUGGCUCAUACCUUACUACUAUGCACCCGCCGGCUUUUGGGGUGGUGUCAUU